Messenger RNA from Clonostachys rhizophaga, 1155 nucleotides. The record is from the annotation of a GenBank genome assembly. NCBI's taxonomy places the organism in Eukaryota, Fungi, Ascomycota, Sordariomycetes, Hypocreales, Bionectriaceae.
AUGGAAAUGCUUCCCACGCACAAAUGGCCGUCUUACCUUAUUCUAAUCACGUCGUUGUUUGCGCUUGCCAUGGUCUUGGGCCCAAUAUUUGGCGGCCUUAUCAACGAUAAUUCCAGCUGGAUUUGGGUAUUUUUGCUCAAAGUGCAAUCCAGCGUCCCUGGCGGUGCAAUCGCGCUCGUGCUGGUGGUCUUAGCGAUACCUGCAAACUUCCCAUUUCACAACAGUCCAGAUGCCCAGAAGCGAAUCUCCCUUCGGCGGGCUGACUUCCUGGGUGCCGUGCUGCUGCUCGCCGGCAUGACUUUAUACAUAACGGGCUUCGAGCAGGCGGCUAGUUUGCAUGCAUGGACCUCGGUGCAGGUUCUGCCCUUGCUACUUGUUUCCGCAUUCUUCUGGAUGGCAUUCCUUGCCUCUCAGUGGUAUGUGACUACACGGGACGGUGGGCCGGACCCCGUGUUUCCGUGGCGGUUCUGUCAGAGUCGCGUUGUUAUGGGGUUGAUCAUAAAUUCCUUCCUGGCUGGCACCGUAUCUACAACCUCUAUAAUUACAAUUCCGGUCAGGUACCAAGCAUCAGUCGGAGUAUCGCCUCUACAAGCCGGGAUUCGGCUGAUCCCCUUGUCCCUGGCGAUUCAAGUCGGCGCCAUGCUCGUUGCUGGUCUAACCAAGAAACGCCGCCUGCCCCCAAUAUAUAUGCUUUUCGUGGGAGCCGCCUUUCAGCUGAUUGGCUGCAUCUUUUUGUCUCGCGGCUCUCCUGAAGAUCCUGACUGGAACGGCUUAUAUGGCCUGAUGGUUCUCACAGGCAUCGGAAUAGGUUUGAACAUUGGGGUUGCUACGCUGAUGAUGCCAUACAUCACAGAGGAGCGAGAUAAAGUGCAGUUCCGUUUCCUUGGUGGUGCAACAGCGUUGAGUAUAGCUACUGCGGUGGGUAACAAGUGGCUACGUGGCGAGCUCUCCUCGCUCGUGUCUGUGGAACAACUUUCUUUCAUAUUCAGGGACUUAGCCUCAAUCGACUCUCUUCCUCCGUCAUCUCAGGAGAUUGUUCGGCGUUUGUUUGUCGAGAGUUUUAAUUUGCAGAUGCGGAUUCUGAUUGGGUUUGCCGCAGCUCAAUUCCCUGUCACUCUCAUGAUGUGGGAGCGGCAACCGGUUAUGUUGGAUUAG